Messenger RNA from Rosa rugosa (rugosa rose), 2289 nucleotides. RefSeq lists its product as uncharacterized. The coding region runs from base 1 to 2289 and encodes 762 amino acids. Gene Ontology annotation, biological process: proteolysis. The transcript has 4 exons. Gene Ontology annotation, molecular function: zinc ion binding; nucleic acid binding; aspartic-type endopeptidase activity. Lineage: Eukaryota; Viridiplantae; Streptophyta; Magnoliopsida; Rosales; Rosaceae. The record is from RefSeq and is a predicted model, not a curated record.
AUGGCGAGGGUUUCUCUCGUCUUCGUUUUUCUUCUACUCUCAUCUAAGAGGAUUGGAUCUGCGGCGGUGGGGGGAGACUCUUCACCUCUGCUCAGGCCUGCAUGGGCGACGGGGGUGAGGGUUUCUCUCUCCCUCGAACAUGAAUGGGGCGACGAUGUUAAUGGUGAUGAUGGCAGAGAGGGUUUCCCUGUGAAUGGUGGUUUUCAAAGCCGAGGUGUUUCAGAUCGGGAUUUCGCUAAUCGACAGCAUGUGGUAGAGAUGGGGGAUCCUGGUAACCGGGACGGGAUGGCAGGCUUGGAUGGAUAUUGCGUGAUGGAUUCACGAGGAGGUCGAAGUAGACCCAGAGGCAGGGGUGGAGCCCGAGGUAGGGGCAGGAUUCCUCCACCUGUUGAGGAGAUAUUCGAUAAUGAGGUCGAGGCAUCGAAUGUUGAGCUGCCUGUUCCACCUGUUGUGGAGGUUGCGAAUGUUGUAGAUCCCACUCGUUUGUCGAAGUUGGCAAAGGAGAUUUUGAGGCUGGGAGGAGUUCCAUUUCAGGGAGGUACGAAUCACAUGAAGAAGUACUUUCCGCCUUCUGUAAGGGAGAAAUUGGAAAGGGAAUUUUUCUUGUUAGUCCAAGGGACUAAGAGUGUGAGGGAGUAUGAGGCUGAGUUCUCAAGGUUGUAUCGCUUUGUGAGACAGAUGGAUGCUGAGAGCCUAGAAAACUUGACUUUCCAGGAACAGGAAUCGGCUGAGAGGGAUUUCCAAAGGAAGGGAAAGGCAACUGCGGGGAGCAGUAAGGCAUGUGGGAAUCAAGGUGGAUUCUGGAAGCGGCAGAGGACAAAUCAGCAGGCGCCAGCUAGGGCUGCACCUACUAGGAUUGCUAGGGCUGCACCUUUUGGGCAGGGAGAACCCUUGAGAUGUUACAACUGCAAGGAGAUUGGCCAUACUGCUAAGGCUUGCACAAAACUAAAGAACUUGGCGUGCUUUACUUGUGGCCACACGGGGCAUUUCUCCAGGGAUUGUACCCAGCAGCAGGAUAGGGGACAAGGGAACCAGCAGAGGCAACUACCUCAAGGAAAUGCGAGGGUGUUUGCUGUUGGUCAGCAGAAUACCGGAGUGGAAGGUACACUAUCCUUAUUUGAUUUCCUUGCUAGGGUGUUGUUUGAUACGGGAGCGUCCCACUCCUUCAUAUCUAGUUUUGUGGUUGAUAUGUUAGGAUUGACUCUUAGGCCUCUUGCUAGACCCUUGUGUGUUACUUCUCCACUUGGUGUUUCCCUUGAGUUGUGUAUGUUUUGUGAUGCAUGCCCAAUUGUGAUUGGUGGUAGGGAGUUUACCACGACUUUGAUUGUGUUAGCAGAUCAUACGUAUGAUGUUAUUUUGGGUGUUGAUUGGCUGAGGCCAAAUCACGCAAUGAUUGAUUGCUUUGAAAUGGUAGUGUCAUUUCAUAUGCCUGGACAGCCGGUGUUUCAUUAUCGGUGUCUUAGGUCAGAUUCUGCUUUAAGGGCAGGAUUCUUAGCUCAUGUGGAAUCUGUGAGUUGUGCUGCGAUUAUGGCAGAGAUUGCUGUAGUUUCCGAGUACAGUGAUGUGUUUCAGGAGAUACCAGGGUUACCUCCAAGGAGGGUAGUUGAUUUUGUUAUUGAUGUGAUACCAGGUACUGCACCUGUAUGCAUGGCACCUUUUCGGAUGGCACCCGCCGAACUUAAAGAGUUGAAGGAUCAAAUUGAUGGUUUACUUGAACAAGGGUUCAUUAGACCUAGUACUUCUCCUUGGGGUGCACCUGUGGUAUUUGCGAGGAAGAAGGAUGGUUCACUAAGGUUGUGUGUGGAUUAUCGGCAGUUGAACAAGGUGACGAUCAAGAAUAGGUACCCUUUACCUAGGAUUGAUGACUUGUUUGACCAGCUUAAGGAAGCUACUGUAUUCUCAAAGAUCGAUUUGAGAUCUGGAUAUCACCAGUUGAGGGUGAAGGAUGAGGAUAUUCCUAAAACUGCUUUUAGGACUAGGUAUGGACACUUUGAGUUUUUUGUCAUGCCUUUUGGUCUAUCCAAUGCACCUGCUGCCUUUAUGGACUUGAUGAACCGUAUGUUCAGUCCAUACUUGGAUAAGUUCGUGGUAGUGUUCGUGGAUGAUAUUUUGGUUUACUCCAAGUCGUUGGAGGAUCAUGAUAAGCAUUUGCACAUUGUGCUACAGAUUUUGAGAGAAAAGAAAUUGUUUGCAAAAUUCGAGAAGUGUGAAUUUUGGCAAAGGAGGGUCAAGUUCUUUGGUCAUGUAGUUUCGAAGGAUGGGGUCUCUGUGGAUCCUUCCAAGGUUUAA